Molecule: messenger RNA, 1648 nt
Organism: Oncorhynchus nerka (sockeye salmon)
Lineage: Eukaryota; Metazoa; Chordata; Actinopteri; Salmoniformes; Salmonidae
Product: zinc finger protein 664-like
Exons: 2
Coding region: 103-1416 (437 amino acids)
Biological process (GO): regulation of transcription by RNA polymerase II
Cellular component (GO): nucleus
Molecular function (GO): DNA-binding transcription factor activity, RNA polymerase II-specific
Source: RefSeq, a predicted model, not a curated record
GCCAUGAUACCAUAGAAGCAGCAGCGUUGUGUCCGGCCGUAACUAGCGAAUCUUGCUGCAAAAAAACAAACAUUUCUCAAUCUCAUCCCUUUCUUCCCUAACAUGUAUAAACUACAGCUGCUUAAUCUGUUUCUCAACGAAAAAUUAAUAUCAGUUCCUUUGGAGAUAUCCGUGGCAGUUAAAAAAACGAUAGCAGAGCACCAGGAAGAAAUCUGCCGUUUGAGACGGGCGAAUGAACGUUUACGAAGAAUCCUGGAUUUGGUUUUCAAACCAGAGAUAAAGUUGCAUAAAUUAGCAGACCUCCAGCAAUUCAUUCUUCCUGAAGAGGUUAACUGUGGCCAGCAGCACUGUGAGCAGGAAUGGAGUGCCAAUCUGGGGCCGGUGGAAUCUGAUGCCGUAGAGUCUAUAUGGGACUCUAUCAACAUCAUAACGGUAGAGAACCAAACAGAAUCGGAAGACGAGAGCAACAGAGAGUCCCAAUCAACCAGUGACUAUCAGCCCCACUCUGAUGUAAACCCAGACAGUGACAAUGAAAAAGUGGAUGGAGUGGUGAGCAGAAUACCACCGUCAAGGUCAAAGAGGGGAAGAGGACGGCCAAGGAAGCACACCGGUGAGUCACCUGAUCUGAAAUGUGACGUGUGUGGGAAAUUAUUGGCGACAGCAGCUAAUCUGAAAAGGCAUCAGCAAAAUCAUCACCGUGAAGAGAGACCAAGAAAAGAAACCAGUGGAUUGCCUGAUCUAAAAUGUGACGUGUGUGGAAAAUGCUUUACGGCAGCACGUAGUCUGAUGAGGCAUCGGCGGAAUCGGCACAGUGAUGAGAGACCAUACAUGUGCGACACAUGUGGACAAUGUUUCACCCUGAACUGCUACCUGACCCGGCACAUGAAGCGGCACACGGAGGAGAGACAACAUUGUUGCACCGAAUGUGGCAAAUGUUUCUUUCACCAAGAGAACCUGGAAAAUCAUAUGGGUGUUCAUAGAGGGGGGGAUUUUAAAUGUGAUGUGUGUGGAAGAUGCUUGACGACAAAAGGUGGUCUGAAAUUUCAUCAGAAAAAGCACACGGAACAGAAAACGCAUCGGUGUAAAGAAUGUAGCAAAGCCUUUUUCUGCAGGUCAAACCUGAAAAAGCAUAUGAGGAUUCACACGGGGGAGAAACCAUUUUGGUGCAAAGAAUGUGGCAAAUGCUUUGGUGAGAAUGGAAGCCUGUCAAAGCACAUGAUGACUCACACCGAGGAGAAACCUCAUCGCUGUAAUGAAUGUGGCCGAUGCUUCGGUCUGAAGGGAAACCUGACAGUUCAUAUGAGGACUCAUAGAGGUGAGGGAGUGCAAUGUCAUUUGUGUGGAACUCGCUUGAAGUUAGCUUCAAGUCUGAAAAGACAUCUGCGAACUCACAGAAAGAAUAUUCAUAAUGACUGAGAACGUGUAAAAAUCCUUUGUGUAAAAUGUGUUAGUUGAAAGAUAGAAUAUUAAGGGGACAUACCCCUCAGGUCACUGCUUGUGGUUAAAAGUACUGUCUGAAGAAUCUGUUCAAUGGUAAAUUCCAUUUAUAUAGUCGCCUAUUAAGGCAUCAAUCAUGAGCUAAGCACAAAUGUUUUACUUUAUAUUGGUUACUUUUUAAAAAUAAAUUGGGUAGAGCCCAGAGAAAGGA